This is a messenger RNA of Symbiodinium sp. CCMP2592, 1929 nucleotides long. NCBI's taxonomy places the organism in Eukaryota, Dinophyceae, Suessiales, Symbiodiniaceae. The record is from the annotation of a GenBank genome assembly.
AUGCUCCUUGAAGCCCUGCUGCCACUUGGUGCUCUUGCCGUUUACCAAGCCACUUACGAGGCAGCAGUGCUGCGCAACAUCGAGGAGGGAUAUGCCCAGUCCAUUAGUGUCUCGGGUGAUGUGCUGGUGGUCGGCGCUCCGGCAGAAGGUUCCGGGGUGGUCUACGUCUAUUCGCUGAGUGCAGGGCAGUGGCUCCAGGAGGCGCGGCUUGUCCCCUCCGACGCCGCCGUCGGCGACCGCUUCGGGAGCUCGCUGAAGUUGUCAGGCGAUUACCUCGUGGUGGGGGCCAGCGGCCACGAUGUGAACUCCCUCUCCGAGACGGGGUCUGCCUACGUCUUCACCCGAAGCUCCAACUGGCAGCAGCAGGCGAAGCUUCUGGCGAACGACACGAAGGCCGGGGAUCGCUUCGGCGUGGCCGUGGGCGUCACCGAGGAGGGCCACGUGCUGGUGGGCGCCGACUGGCACACUGGCAUCGGUGGCCCCGGCAGCGGUGCGGCCUAUGUGUUCCGUUGUGACGACACGGGGACGGGGUGGUCGCAGGAGGCGAAGUUGACGGCCAGCGACACGGUGCCCUUCGAUCGCUUCGGAUCUGCAGUUGCCAUGUCUGGCUCCUACGCCAUCGUGGGUGCCUGGGAGGCAGAUGCGGUCGGGGCGGCCUACAUCUUCGAGAGGACCUCGGACCUUGCCGGCUGGUCCCAAACCGUGCGAUACGAGCCGACCGGCAACUCCACGGAAGGGGACAUGUUCGGCAGCGUGGUGGCGAUAUCGGGGGACACUGCGGUCGUCGGCGCUCAUUGGGACGAUGGGGAAGAUGUGAAUGGCGGCGCGGCCUAUAUCUACACGCGGAAUGCCACGGGCUGGGACCAGGGCAUGAAAGUCUAUGCAGAUGGCACCAGCAAGGAAGACCGCUUCGGCAUCGCCGUGGACGUGUCAGGGAACGCCAUGAUCAUCGGCGCCUACUUUGACAGCGACCAUGGCAUUUGGAGCGGUUCGGCCUACGUCCUUGCGCAGUUGGGUGGGGUCUGGAGCUUCCAGGAGAAGCUGACCUGGAGCAACGCAUCCGCUGGAGACUUUUUUGGGCGGUCCGUGAGCAUUUGGGACAGCCAAGCGGGACCCUUUACGGCAGCAGUGGGUGCACCGGGCGGAAACCUCAGCCUGGUCUUCGAGGGAGGAUUGCCCACGACCACGACGACCACAACGCGAAGUCUCAGCAGCACCAGCAGCAGCAGCAGCUCUCUGAGCUCCAGCAGCACCAGUACCACCUCGCAGACCACCUCCAGUACCACUUCGAGGUCUUCGACGGUCACCUCGACGACCUCCAUCACUUCGACGACGACGGUGUCGAUAUCCUCCACCACCACCAGCAGCAGCGCCACGACAUCACGGACUAGCACGAGAACAACCAGCACUUCAUCCUCUGCUACGCGCACGAGCAGCACCUCAUCGUCCUUCACACGGACAACCUCUUCCAAGACAGAUACCAGCAGGACAAGCAUCACCAUCACUGCCACCACGACUGCCACCACGACUGCCACCGCGACUACCACCGCGACUUCAACCACGACUGCCACCACGACUGCCACCAAGUCCUGGACGUCCACAAGAACAAGCACGCGAAGCACCACGGGAAGUACCACGUCCGCUCCCAGCGACGGAGGUCUGCCGGGAGGCAGAGUGGUGAGCACCUCUGCCUCGGCCAUCUCCGGCUCCCACAGCGACUCUGCCAGCACUUCUGGCAGCACCGCUGCCUCUGGUGCCAGCAGCACAACGGGCUUCGCUGGCGGUUUCAGCACCAGCACAGCUUGGAGCGACGGGCACCUGCAGUGGGGCUUCGAGGAGUGGGAGUUUGACAUGAAUGCUGCCAAGCCAUCGUGGACUGUGAAUGGGCUCGUCUUCGGGCCCUUCGCCUUCAUCAUCUUAUCACCCUAG